Molecule: messenger RNA, 390 nt
Organism: Trichosurus vulpecula (common brushtail)
Lineage: Eukaryota; Metazoa; Chordata; Mammalia; Diprotodontia; Phalangeridae
Product: NADH dehydrogenase [ubiquinone] iron-sulfur protein 6, mitochondrial-like
Exons: 1
Coding region: 1-390 (129 amino acids)
Biological process (GO): mitochondrial electron transport, NADH to ubiquinone
Source: RefSeq, a predicted model, not a curated record
AUGGUGGCAGUGGUGGCAGGGAUGCUGACCUUCGGUUGCUUUCUGGGCCACAGCCUUGGGGCCACCUGGGGCCUCCAUAUGGCCUCCAGGUGUUUUGGUGUGAAGAUAUCACCCUUGGAGGAGAAAAUUACCUACAUGGGCCAAGUUUAUGAUGAAGAAGAUUACAGGAGAACUCCCUUUGUUGGUUGCCAGAAAGAGGUAAAUGAAAACUUUGCAGUUGAUUUGAUAUCAGAGCAACCAGUGAGUAGAGUGGAAAGUGAAGUGUUAUCAUGUGACGGUGGAGGAGGAGCUCUUGGUCAUCCAAAAGUGUAUAUAAACUUGGACCAAGAGACUAAAAAUGGGACUUGUGGAUAUCGUGGACUUCAGUUUAAAUACCACCACCACCACUGA